AUGGCCCCUGCUCCUAUCGAUUCCCGCAUUGUAGACGUCGCGCCUCCGAGGAAGGAUAGUCUCGGUAUCCCAGGGCCAGCACGAGAACGUCUUGAAAAGGCUGGUAUUGAUCUGAGUGCUGGAUAUCCAUACCGACCCUCUCGCCCUCUUUUUGUCGAUGAUGUUUACAACGUGAGAGACUAUGAUCGCUCGCACAUUGACCCAGGCACCCGAGCCGAUCCCGAGAAGAAGGCAUUGCUAUCAGCAGCCAGAGAAGUAAUACAUUUGACCAGGCACAUCGGUACUGAGAUUGUGGGCCUUCAGCUCAAAAAUCUCCCCGACAAGCAAAAAGAUGAACUGGGAUUACUCGUUGCCGAGCGGAGCGUCGUCUUCUUCCGUGACCAGGACAUCUCUCCACAGCAACAUAAGGAGCUAGGGGAAUGGUUCGGCGAAAUUGAGAUUCAUCCUCAAGUGCCUCAGGUCCCAGGGGUUGCCGGUGUGAGUGUCAUUUGGCCUGCAUUACAGGCAACAGAGACACCAGCCAGCUUCCGUCGACCAGGCGGAGCAUCACGCUGGCAUACAGAUCUUCUGGUCCAUGAGAGACAGCCUGCUGGAGUGACACACCUUCAUAAUGACACGGUGCCCACAGUGGGAGGAGACACCCUUUGGGCCAGUGGAUAUUCAGCAUAUGAGAAGCUAUCACCUCUCUUCCGCCAAUUCAUUGAUGGCAAAACCGCCAUUUAUCGAUCCGCCCACCCUUACUUGGACCGCAAGAAUCCUGAGGCCGGGCCCAAAUACGUGGAGCGCGAGCAUCCCAUCGUCCGGGUCCAUCCAGCUACCGGAUGGAAAGCUCUCUGGGUCAACCGGGCUAUGACAAAUCGAAUCGUGGGUUUGGACAAGGCUGAAAGUGAUGUGAUUCUUGGAUACCUGUUUGAUGGAUCGCAGGCGAGACAUGGAACUCGAGUAACCUCGCUAGCAGAGAAACCUAUUUUCGAUGCUAAUGCACCCACUCGGCGACAAGCACUUGGAGGAAGUCCAGGAGCUAGCAGACUUGGAUGGCUUGAAUUUGAAGUGAGCGCGCAUAUGAAAUUCCUAGCAGAUAUGCAAAAGGGGUAA
This is a messenger RNA of Penicillium maclennaniae, 1095 nucleotides long. Its product is annotated as TauD/TfdA dioxygenase family protein. Gene Ontology annotation, cellular component: cytoplasm. Gene Ontology annotation, molecular function: 2-oxoglutarate-dependent dioxygenase activity. The transcript is spliced from 3 exons. NCBI's taxonomy places the organism in Eukaryota, Fungi, Ascomycota, Eurotiomycetes, Eurotiales, Aspergillaceae. The coding region runs from base 1 to 1095 and encodes 364 amino acids. The record is from RefSeq and is a predicted model, not a curated record.